Molecule: messenger RNA, 2550 nt
Organism: Phialemonium atrogriseum
Lineage: Eukaryota; Fungi; Ascomycota; Sordariomycetes; Cephalothecales; Cephalothecaceae
Product: P-loop containing nucleoside triphosphate hydrolase protein
Exons: 2
Coding region: 206-2197 (663 amino acids)
Molecular function (GO): DNA binding; ATP binding; hydrolase activity
Source: RefSeq, a predicted model, not a curated record
GCCGCCUGCCUGCAAGCCGUUUGUUGCCCCUGUAGGCCUAGUGCCUAGCACCUAGUGCCUAGGCCCCGGGGCUCUGGGUCACACUGUAUGAUCCACCAUUGCAUCAGCCAAUCAACCUUGGUGCCUAAAUCCUAUUCUAUCCACAGAGCUUCGCCAGUCAUGUAAUUACUGGACAUCUCACCCUCAACGAAGCGCAGAAUGUGCCAUGUUGCGACUCUUGGGGAGUCGUAACUUGGAGUUUCACUUAAGGACCUGUAGCCCUCUUGUCAGACGAGGAAGUUCUGUGCCUCUCAGGUCCAUCUCCUUCGCGGCCCCCGCCAACGCAAAGGCUCUGCCUGUGCCUAUCCGCCUCCGCGACUAUCAGGAGGAAUGUAUCCAAUCUGUCUUGACUUCUCUGAGUAAUGGCGAGAAGCGGUUGGGCAUCUCGCUGGCUACAGGCAGCGGCAAGACGGUCAUCUUCACUCAGUUGAUCGACCGUGUUCAGCCCCUUUCCGAUUUAGCUACCCGGACUCUAAUUCUAGCACAUCGGCGCGAGCUAGUUGAACAGGCUGCUAAGCAUUGCACAAAUGCCUAUCCAGACAAAUCCAUCGAGAUCGAGAUGGGUAAGCUCCACGCCUCUGGCGUGGCAGACAUCACCGUCGCGAGCCUCCAGAGCAUAACGUCCGGGGAUCGCCUGUCAAAGUUUGACCCGAGCACGUUCAAGUUGGUGCUUGUCGACGAAGCUCAUCAUGUCGCUGCUCGCGGUUACAUGAACGUCCUCGCCCAUCUUCGCCUGGCCACGAAGCGCAAAGACUCUCCCCAUCUGGUGGGAGUCUCGGCAACUUUCUCUCGAUUUGACGGUCUAAAGCUGGGUGCGGCGUUCGACGAGAUAGUCUAUCACAAAGACUAUAUCGAUAUGAUCGAAGACAAAUGGCUGUCUGGCGUCAUUUUCACGACGGUUGAGUCCUCCGCUGACCUGUCCAAGGUCAAGAGCAAGCAGGGCGGUGACUUUGAAAUUCGAGCGCUCUCACGAGCGGUCAACAACGAUAACACCAACGAACUCACCGUCCGUACAUGGCUUGCCAAAGCUGCGGGAAGAAAGUCGACCCUGGUAUUCUGCGUCGACCUCAGCCACGUCGUAGGGCUGACGCAAAAGUUCCGCCAGUACGGCGUCGAUGCCCGGUUUGUGACCGGAGACACCCCAGUUGUCGAGAGGAGUGAGCUUCUGGAGGCCUUCCGGAGGGGCGAAUUCCCCGUGCUAGUCAACUGUAAUGUCUUUACCGAGGGCACCGACAUUCCGAAUAUAGAUUGUGUCCUGUUAGCUAGGCCAACCCGGUCACGGAAUCUCCUGGUGCAGAUGAUUGGGAGAGGAAUGAGACUUCACCCCGGGAAAGAGAACUGUCACGUCAUAGACAUGGUAUCGAGUCUUGAGACCGGGAUUGUCACUGCCCCAACGCUCUUCGGCCUCGACCCCAGCGAAAUCGUCGAUGAUGCAUCGCUGUCAGAAAUGCGGGAACUGCGAGCCCGCAAAGACGCGGAGGGGGCUAGGAAUGAGCAAGCAUAUCAUGAUGUGCCCCACCCAAGGCCGGAUGAUACGCCUCGCAAGGUCGUCUUCACCGACUAUGACUCUGUGUUUGACCUCAUCUCUGACACAUCGGUGGAGAGGCAUGUUCGCGCCAUCAGUCAGAAUGCAUGGGUUCAAGUUGGACCAGAUCGAUAUGUGCUCUGUGGGCCGACAGGCACUUAUCUAAAGCUGGAGGCCGCCGAUCAUGGGACGUCCGGCACAACUCCAAAACUGUUUACGGCGUGGGAAGUUCGCGCAUUACCUCCCGGCGUGUCAAAGUCACCCUUCGCCGCCCCACGCGAAAUACUAAGAGCGAUGACCUUUGAGAGCGCAGUGCACGGCUGCGAUAAAUAUGCGUCCGAAAUAUUUCCGCAUACCUUCAUCUCGAGGAGGAUGAGGUGGAGAGACGGCCCGCCGACGGCCGGGCAGCUGGACUUCUUGAACAAACUCAGGGGUAAAGCGGAGCCGCUGACGACCGAAAACGUCACGAAGGGCAGCGCCGCCGAUAUGAUCACCAAGCUCAAGCACGGGGCUCGCGGGCGCUUCGCGAAUUAUGAAGCUGGCAAGAGGCGCAAGGAGCGCCAGGACCUCAAUUUGGAAAAGAUCAGGGAGAGGUCGCUUCGAGAAACAGUUUCUGUUGGCCCUAUCUUAUAGACUCGGAGCUCCAUGGUACACCGCUCGGCUCCUCAGCUAGGCACCCUCCACGAUGACGUGGUUUUGACGCAGAUUCUAGAGAGAGAGAGGGAUGCCGGAUCGGGACUCGAUGAAUCCAUAGUACAACCUCCUAGGUGGUUUUCCGUCUAUUGAUGCUGAUGGUAGCCUGGGUUUGUUACUUCCACUGGGCUGGGACGUUCACUUUGGGGAAGACAUUCCCGGUUUCAAGGUUGAGGCAGGAUAGAUGACGAUGAGGGUGUCAGGGGCAAGGAAUGUCAAUUACCAAGCUAUACCCAUCUUAAUAUGUCAGGGGCCCCGUACCAGAAUUAUGGAUUACCAAAAAUAAAUGCAAG